UCGAGCCUCUCCGGAGCGGCUCACGAGGCGCGCUCAGAGGAGGGUCUCGCGCUGCAGCAGCUCAUGUCCGGCGCGCGAGCCCAGCACACCUUCAGCGAGUCGCGUGGCGGAAGUGGGCGGGGCAUGGGCCGUGAGGGGGCGUGUCCACACAAACUGGGCUCGGCCAAUCAGCUGCGGCGCCUGCUCUACAUCCUGGUCCCCGCUCUGAGUCUGCUGACCGCUGUGCUGCUGCUGGCUCUGGCCCUGACAGGGAUGCUGGGCAGUGGUCUGUUGGCCUCCAGUCCUCUGCCGUCGCCGAAUCCUUUAACCGAAGAUGACAUCACAACAACAAGCCCCACCCCCUUCGCCACUAACCACACCCUCACCACCCACUCUACAACGAGCGCCGCCACUUCAGCUGCUGUGAUUGGAGCAGACCGUCCGGAGACCACGCCCCCUCCCACAGAGCCACCUCCUGAUUGGCUGACCACCGUGACGUCACUCAGCACCAUUUCUUUGUUGAGCUACACCACAUCUGCGCCCGCUUCAGAAAAUGGGAGCUGUCAGCUGAUCUCAGAGCCGCAGUGUCACAUGUUACCGUACAACCAAACGUGGCUGACGUCUCCGCUCAACGUCGUCAAGAGCUCUGAGGUGGACAUGCUGCUCAGGUUCUUCAGUUACCUGAGCCGUCUCUCGUGCUACAGACACAUCAUGCUGUUUGGCUGCUCUCUGGCCCUGCCCCAGUGUUUCCAGGGAGACCACAGGCGUCUGGUUCUUCCGUGUGAGUCGUUCUGUGAGGCGGCUCGUCUCGGCUGUGAGCCUGUUCUUCACAUGUUCAACGCCUCCUGGCCUGACUUCCUCCGCUGCUCCCAGUUCAGCUCCUCCUCCUCUUCUUCCACCGCUCCCACUUCCUCCUCUCCUCCCUUCUCCUUCUCUACCUCUCCUUCUCCCUCUCCUCCUCCUUCCUCUUCAUCUAUGCUUCCUUCAUCAUCAUCACCAUCUGCCAGCCCCAUCUGCUACUCACCCCGAAAUGUUAAAGGUAAAGCGUCAGUUUGCGGCGGUAAGGACCACUUCCUGUGUUCCAGCGGGAUCUGCGUCCCUCAGAAACUUGUCUGUAACGGAUUCAACGACUGCGACGACUGGAGCGACGAAACCUCCUGUGAGUGUGCAGACUGGGAGUUCCGCUGCUCCACUGGACGUUGUGUUCCUCCUGUUUUAGUUUGUGACGGAUUUGACGACUGUGGAGACCUCAGUGACGAGAUGAGCUGUGAGUGUAACCUGAGUCUGCAGCACAGAUGUGGAGACGGAAGAUGUGUUUCGAAAGACUGGAUCUGUGACGGAGACUUCGACUGUGCUGACAAGAGCGACGAGCACAACUGCUCGUGUAAGAGCCAGGGCCUGCUGGAGUGUCGUAACGGUCAGUGCAUCCCGUCAGCGUUUCGCUGCGACGGAGAAAACGACUGUAAAGACGGGAGUGACGAGGAGCAGUGCAACCGCGAGCAGACCCCGGCGAUGUCAUGUCCUCCCGGUCAGUCCGGCUGUAGCCCCAUCCCCUGCUCCUCGUGCGGCGCUAACGAGUCAUGUGACCACCACCUCAACGCCACACUCCACCACAACCAAACCAAUCGCCAUAGCAACAACUGCUCCCAGUGUGAGCCCAUAUCUCUGGAGCUGUGCCUGAACUUGCCGUAUAAUUUCACCAUAUUUCCAAACUUCCUGGGUCACCAUUCCCAGCGUGAGUCUGCAGUUUCUUGGGAGGCGUCUCUAUUUCCGGCUCUGGUUCAGACCGGCUGUUUCCCCUUCCUCAUGUUCUACGCCUGCAGCCUCCUCGUGCCCAAGUGUGACCCCACCACAGCCCAGAGAGUCCCCCCCUGCAGGUCUCUGUGUCGUGGAGCCAAGGAUCGCUGUGAGUCUGUUCUGGGGAUCGUGGGUCUGCAGUGGCCCGAGGAUUCUGACUGCUCCCAGUUUCCUGAAGAGGACGAAGGCACCCCUUGUCUGCUGCCAGAGGACGGCACUGAUGAGUGCUCUCCCAGUCACUUCAAAUGUCGCUCAGGACGCUGUGUUCUGGCCACGAAACGCUGUGAUGGACAUUUAGAUUGUGACGACCAGAGCGACGAGGAUCACUGUGGUUGCUCUGAGCGAGCUCUGUGGGAGUGCCCGGGCAGCUCCGUCUGUAUAAAACCCUCCAUGAUCUGUGAUGGUAUCCCAGACUGCCCCCUACAGCUCGACGAGACCAACUGCACUGUGUGCAGUGAUAACGAGCUCUCCUGUAACAAUCAUGAGUGUGUCCAUCGAACCCUGUGGUGUGACGGCAAACAGCACUGCUCUGACAGCUCAGAUGAAUGGGACUGUGUUUCUCUGGAGGACCGGUCUGGUCCGGUUCUUACGGUGCUUCGGUCUGGAGCAGAGUACCAGGUCUGUGCAGAUGAGUGGAGCCAGGACCUGAGUGAGCUCACCUGUCGACAGCUCGGGCUAGGAGCCCCCUCCUCAGUGACGGAAGUCCCAGACCAGGCAGGUGUCCAGGGCCGUCGCCGUUGGUUACAUGUUCAUCCAGAGUUCAGCCAAAGAAACUUCACAGCUCUGCAGGGAAGGCUGGAAAAGAGGAGUCACGCCUGUCACUCCCGGAGGAGAGUUUCUGUGCUGUGCUCCAGAGAAGAUUGUGGGCGUCGUCCUGCAGUGGGUGGAGCCUCAACACGUCACCGACAUAAGAGGAUUGUGGGAGAUGGAGUUUCCUCUCACAGACAUAACAGCUCUCACCACAGACAGAAGAGGAUGGAAACCCACAGACGCAGCAGCGGUACUGAGGCAGCACUACCUCGGGGGAUUGUGGGAGCAGUAGUCCACAGACAGAAGCGUAUCCUGGGGGGGCGUGUCUCUCGUGUGGGGGCGUGGCCUUGGCAGUGCUCCCUGCAGAGCGGAGGGAGCGGACAUGUCUGUGGGUGUGUCCUGAUCGGGAGAAGGUGGGCCCUGACUGUGGCGCACUGCUUUGAAGGACGGGAGAGUGCAGAGCUGUGGAAGGUGGUGCUGGGGCUGAAUAAUCUGGACCAUCCCGGGAUCCUGAGCCAGACUAGGGGAGUCCGGACCAUCGUAGUCCACCCGAGGUACAACAGAGCUGUGGUGGACUAUGACAUCAGCGUGGUGCAGCUGGAGACCGAGGUAGAGGAGACUGCGUUCGUCCGACCUGUGUGCUUGCCUGCGAUUGGCCAGCUCCCAUCACCUGAUUCAUACUGUUACAUAACGGGAUGGGGUCACAUGGGCAACCGCAUGCCUUUUAAGCUCCAGGAGGGGGCAGUGCGCAUCAUCUCUAUGUCCCAGUGUCAGUCCUAUUUCGACUCAAAAACUAUCACUCCCAGAAUGCUUUGUGCUGGAUAUGAUGCAGGCACAGUGGAUUCCUGUAUGGGAGACAGUGGUGGUCCUCUGGUGUGUGAGGACCCCUCCGGCCGCUGGACCCUGUUCGGACUCACCUCUUGGGGCUCCGUCUGUUUCAGUAAAGUCCUGGGUCCUGGAGUCUACAGCAACGUCACCCACUUCACCCAGUGGAUACAACGACAAAUCUACAUACACACAUUCAUAAAGGACUAGACCAGGACUAGACCAGGACUGAAUCAAGACUGAAACAGGACUGAGCCAGGAAUGAACCAGGACUUUAUCAAGACUGAGCCAGGACUAAACUAAGACUGAACCAGAAUUGUACCAAGAGUGAGUCAGGACCUAAUCAGGACUAAACUGGGACUGGACCAGGACAGAAACAGGACUAAACCAGGACUAAACCAGGACUAAACCAGGACUAAACCAGGACUAAACCAGGACUAAACCAGGACUAAACCAGGAUUAAACCAGGAUUAAACCAGGACUAAACCAGGACUAAACCAGGACUAAACCAGGACUAAACCAGGACUAAACCAGGAUUAAACCAGGACUAAACCAGGACUGAACCAGGACUAAACCAGGAUUAAACCAGGACUAAACCAGGACUGAACCAGGACUAAACCAGGACUAAACCAGGAUUAAACCAGGACUAAACCAGGACUAAACCAGGACUGAACCAGGACUGAACCAGGACUAAACCAGGACUGAACCAGGACUAAACCAGGACUAAACCAGGAUUAAACCAGGACUGAACCAGGACUGAACCAGGACUAAAUCAGGACUGAACAAGGACUAAACCAGGAUAAAACUGGAUCUAAAGAUUUCAAUUAUGUAUUUAAAUUGCACAUGACUGCUGACAACUGGACCAAUUUGACACAUAAACCAGGUCUAAACUCGGACUAAUCCUAAACCUGAAACUUUAAAACAAGGCCUUGCGACUAGGUUCUUUUGUUUAAUUUUCCACAUCCCAUUACUUCGGUUUACUUGUUUAAAAAUGUAAUGUCAUUUUUCCUUGACAGACAAUUCAAUGCUCCCAGUGUGAUUUUGACUCAUUUGAAUCCAUUUUUGGGCCUGGACUUGUUUUGAACUUCCUGUUUUGGUCUUCCUUUUUUGAACGUCCAAACCAUAGACAUAGAAAUAGUAGACACGGAGUUUGAGGCUAAUGUAGGGUGACCAGAUUUUCAAAAUAAAAAACUGGGACAUGCCUGGUUUGUGGUGAUUGGUAAUAAUAAAAUUGUGAAACGAGUACGUAAUUAAGGAUAAUUAUUAUGUACUCAGCUCUAAUGUGAGUCAGUAUAGUCACAUUUUCUUUGUGUUUUGGUCAUUUUUAAGCAGCUUUUCUGGAUUUUACCUAAACAAAUGUUUUUGCCUCUCUUUACUGUUGGCAGGGAUCAGAAGGGUCAAAAAUAAGGAUACCUGGGACAUUUCUUGUAUAAAUGUGGGACAAAUCACUGGUUUUGGGCUCAAAACUGGGACUGUCCUGGGUAAAUUGGGAUGUCUAUUCUGACUCACAUUAGUGCCGGUGUGGUAUAGGAUUUUGACCCCGCGGUGAGAUGACCCCGGGGUCAACAUACUAUAUAGUAUGUUGACCCCGUGGUCAGAAUCCUAUUAUGGUAUGUUGGACCCCCCUAUAGAAUAUUGACCCCCCCAUGAAAAUCUAUAUUUUAUUAAUAAAGAACUUGAAUUCUGUAGAAAAACUUUGAAUAUGAAUACUAUAUCUGCAAAUUAAAACACAUUGACAUAUUUAAAAGUGUUUUUGAAGAACUCAGAUGCAUUUUUUUUGUCGAUUAUAAUAUUUGAAUGUUAAAAAUGACUUACUUGUUUAAACACAUAUUUUACUGAAAAUGAGAUAAGUAGUUAUUAAUGAGUUAGAUAUCAAAGAGAUGUAUAAUGAUUUGGAAUCUUGUUAAAAUAGACAGGGCUGAUCAAUUGAGUAGUUAAAUAGGGGAAAGUUAUGGCUGUAGUAAUCUGACCCCCAAUAUGUUUAUUAUAGUUCUGAUGAUGUAAAGUAAGAAGAAAUGUUAGCUGAAUAUUGACAAUGAUCUGUUAUAUAUAAAAAAGGUCAAAAUCCCAUGGCUAUAAUAAUCUGACCCCCCAAUGUUUAUUAUAACACAACAUGACUAAAUUCAACAUCAUUAUCUUUACAAAUCAUUGCCUAAAUUGACAUUAUGAUUAAGAAUUAUCUGAACAUAACAAACUAAAAACCAUAACAACGUAAAAUACAAUAUAAAAGUGACAAGAUUGCUGUGUAUAUGCAAUUUUAACAAUAUGUUACAUUUACACAAAAUACCAAGUCGUUCUCCAUCAAAACAUUUCUUAAACUACCUUAAAAGUUCAUGAAUAUGUAGCAAUAUAUAAUAAAAGUAAAUGACAUGAGAAAUAAUGAUCAUAUAAGUAACUACUAAAGAAAAAAGUAAGGGGAGUCAUAAUCCUAUGGGGAGGUCACUUUACUACAACGGUAUGUUGGGUCAAUAUACUAUGGGGGUCAAAAUACUAUCUCACACCAACUCCGAGUGCAUAACAAUUCCUCUUAAUUACGCACUCUUUUCACAAUUUUGUUAUUACAAACUACCACAAACCAGUGAUGUUGCAGUUUUUUAUUUUGCAAAUUUGGUCACUCUAUACAUGUGACUACUUCUACAUUCUGUUCGAAUCCAGAAGAGCCUGGAACUGGACAACAGAGAAAAACCUCUGUCCAAACUUGAGACAGUCCAACCACAGCUGCUAAUUUGUAUCACAUUUCUCUCAAAUUUCUUCUCCAGAAUUCUCAUCACAUUCAGAACUAAAUAUAUAAGUUGAUUUACGUGAGAUAAAGAGUAGUUUGGUCCUGUAUGUUGUUUUUUAUCCUCUUUUACAACUGCCAUGUUUGCUUUUGACGUAAACUGAGCGUGCUUCUUUCUGACUGGUUCAUCUGCCUGUCAAUCACGCCCUCUGAAAUCAGGGAGACAGGACACAGCUCCAGAUCCACUCAUCUUUGUGAAGUUUUGUCAGAAUUUCAUGUCUGUGAAUGUUUAUGGUCCUAACCAUCAGGAACAGGACUAAAACAGGUCAAAGUCUGGGUCCAAAAUUUGUAGAUUCAAACUUGGAUUAAACAAGCUCGAAACCAGAAGCAAACCAAAUCACAACCAAAAGUGGGUGCAAUAUUUAACAUUUUCUGAUGAAGACUCUGCUACCUGCUUGUCUCAAUAGAGAUGUUAGUAAUUUGCCCAGAAUAUUCCACUGUAGAGCAUUAAAGGGCCCAUCUCGUGCAAAAUCAACUUUUCAGAGUUUUCUACCUUCUAAGAGUGAUGUGUAGGCCUUGGAUAUGUCGCCGAAGUGGUUUUUAGAUUGACUCAGCAUUUUUUUUUAACAAAUUGCAGUGUAUUUCUGCCACCCUCCCACGUGACAACAAACUAAAGCUGCUACAACAAUGACACGGCAGAUACACCUAUGACGCGUUUGACAUAGCAGAAAAACGUUUCACACCUGACCCCCUCCCCCACUCCACCGCCUCCACCCUGCAUCGUCUGACAAUUCCCACAUGAACACCUAAACAAAAGCGACAGCAUAAGUUCAUUGUUCUACACUGCAGUGAACACGAUAUUAGGGGUGGGCGAUAUCUCGAUAUUUUUAAUAUAUCGAGAUUUUUUAAAAACUCGAUAUGAAUUCUGACAUAUCGUAUAUAUCGAUAUAAUGCUCAUAUUCAAUUUUGAUUUCGCUUCGCUUGUUUGUCUUCUCUUUUGUCUCUCUCGCGCCCCCGCCUCCCUGAUUUAGUUCGCUCGUGUCUCUUUCACUCCUCACUAUCGCCGUAAACACCCAAAGUUGCUGCCAGUGAAAAGCUUCAAGCACCACGAACCUUUUCCACUAUUUACAGACAAAACCAUCAGCAGCACAUCCUCAUAUUCCACUGAGUCGCGUCCUUUAGUCCAAAAGAAGUUGAACCCCAUGAGCAGCACGUGGAGUGCGCUGUUUAUACAAAUUAGUGCUUCUUAAGUUUCGUUUCUGUAAAAUGUAAACAAGUCUGCGCAAAGCUGCAAAAAAAAUAAAAAAAAAUAAAAAUUAACACUAUAAUCUCAAACGGACUGAUGUGGCUCUUGAGUCGUUAUGCUAUAUAUAUUGUAAAGUUUAGUAAUGUAAAUUCUAUUUAUGCAGAAGAUUUUAAUGAAUAAUCUGCUGCAGUGUAACUUGUACAAAAGUGUUUGGAAACGUUGGGUUUGAUCUGCAGUAGACUGUGGGAAACCUCAGAGCUCCUUACUGCUGGAUAUGAACAUGGAUCUAUUAAAAUAAGGAACAUCCUGAGCUUCCUCUGCUAAAGGAGCUCAUGGUUAUGAUUAUGGUUUUGGUUUGGAUAACAGAGUUAAUGCAAAGAUGAGCUUGUGUUGAGUUGUUUUAUUUAUGAAUGAAACAAAGGAAAUAUGUUUUAUUUCUUUUAUUUAACAGUUAAAUUAUUAUUUAUGUAAUUAGGGUUUUUGUAAUCUUAAAUAUUCCUAUAUGAACUGCCGACCUCUUACACUUUAAUUAAAAAAAAAAGACCUUGUGGAAUUUGGCAGAUUUGUUUUUGCAGUUUUCCGUUUUAGGGGGUUAUUUUUUUCCUGUACACAUAUCGAGAUAUAUAUCAUAUAUCGAGAUAUAGCAAAAUAUAUCGAGAUAUAUUUUUUGAUCCAUACACGAUAUAAUAAGUUGAUCAACUAGUGUUUAUUAAUACAUUACCAAUCAGUAAUGUUCAGCUGAUGUGGACGCGGUGCUUGAGCUUCGUGCACCUCAAAGUCCUCGUCCGAUUCCAGGUCCAACACAUGCGGCUGAACGUGCUGUAUCACCAUGAUGUCUUCCUCCUCCCUCCCUGAGAUGGGCGGAGGAAGGGCGGCUCACUCGUCGCCUACGUCACGUUUGGAGGGCGGAGCCUGUGCUUUCUCAGGACGGGUGGGGGGAGGAGCAAUAGUCGGCCUUUCAUAGUUCCUGGUCUGUGACUUUCUCCAAGAAAUCAAUAAGAUUUCAGAACUAUUGUGUAAUGGAUGUUCCAAAACCCAAAUUAAGCUUGUAUAUGUGCAGAAGAUACAAUGUGAAAUGAGUGAUUUUGCAUGAGAUGGGACCUUUAAACAUACUGUAUUUAUCAUGCAUUUAUUUAAAGUGCACUGUGUAACUUUUCAGGUGGAGGGUCCAUCACUUUUCACUUUUCUCUAUGGAGAUAUUGCCUGAAAUGUUCCACAGUAUGGCAUUACACUUAUUUAUCAUGUUACACGUCAGAUCUGUGUAGAGGCGAGCCCACACACAGUACGAAUGGAAUUUUUCGGGCAAUAAAAAGCCAUGUUAUUGAGUAAGUGCAACACGGAUACGUUUUAAUGCCAUACCGGGUACAUUCCAAACAAAACAAUAACACCUUCAUGGAGACGAGCAAGCUGCAGAGCCCUCACAAGAAUGUUACACAGUGCAGCUUUAAAUUACAAAUGUUUUAUUGCUCAAAAAUACUUGGCUCAAAAAAGAUCGGACCUAUAAUCAAUCUUGGUGUUGUUACAGGCUUUUCUCCAUAGAGAUUGAAGAUUAAAGCCUUACUGUGGAACAUUUUAGGGAAAGCAACAGCAUCUCUAUGGAGACAAUCAGAUGGCACCAAAAAAAAAUCCAUAAUUUAGCUUUAACAGUUAACUAAACCAGGACUAAACCUCGACUGGACUUUUUUGCUUAGCUGGACUCCGACUCCCAUGAUGCUUCACUCUCUAGUGCCUGUGCUGUCUGUGCACAUGUUUUGGCGUGAGGUUUUCUGUCAGAUUGAAUGUUCUUUUUGCUUGUUUUGCAGCGCCGGUCGACCGGGCAGAGUCACUUUCACUUUUACCUUUGGAGACAGUGUUGAAUAUUCUGCUGCUGCUGCUGUGUUUUUGAGCACAUUAAGACGAGUGGCCGUGAACGCGUGUCACGUUUUUGCCUGAAAUGUUAUGAGCCGGCGAACAGGAGUCACAGUGGGAAACAGUGUAACAAGAUGUGGUCCAAAGUGGGCUAAAAGUAGGACUAGAGCUUUGGAAAUUUAGAAAAACAACACUGAAAAUGACAGUAUAGAGGCUUUGCACCGUCACGUGACUCCUAUAGC
Messenger RNA from Boleophthalmus pectinirostris (great blue-spotted mudskipper), 9406 nucleotides. It is a transcript of the gene corin, whose product is annotated as corin, serine peptidase. The coding region runs from base 64 to 3561 and encodes 1165 amino acids. The transcript has 24 exons. Lineage: Eukaryota; Metazoa; Chordata; Actinopteri; Gobiiformes; Gobiidae. The record is from RefSeq and is a predicted model, not a curated record. Gene Ontology annotation, biological process: proteolysis; acrosome reaction. Gene Ontology annotation, molecular function: serine-type endopeptidase activity; protein binding. Gene Ontology annotation, cellular component: membrane.